Phaethon lepturus (White-tailed tropicbird) is the source of this 420-nucleotide messenger RNA. RefSeq names its product protein lifeguard 3-like. The record is from RefSeq and is a predicted model, not a curated record. Lineage: Eukaryota; Metazoa; Chordata; Aves; Phaethontiformes; Phaethontidae. The transcript has 5 exons. Gene Ontology annotation, biological process: negative regulation of apoptotic signaling pathway. The annotation marks the transcript as partial. Gene Ontology annotation, cellular component: Golgi apparatus; endoplasmic reticulum; membrane.
ACGCUGGCCAUGGGGCUGAUGACGGGGAUGAUUGCCAGCAUGUACGAGACCAACGCUGUCCUGAUCGCCAUGGUCAUCACUGCCAUUGUGGCCAUCAUUGUCACCAUCUUCUGCUUCCAGACGAAGGUUGAUUUUACAUCAUGUCCAGGGCUCUUCUGUGUGCUGGGCAUUGUGGUCAUGGUGACCGGGAUCAUCACUGCCAUCGUCCUCUCCUUCAAAUAUGUCCCCUGGCUCCAUAUGCUGUAUGCGGGCAUCGGCGCCAUCGCUUUCACCCUGUUCCUUGCCUAUGACACCCAACUUGUGCUGGGGAACAGGAAGAACACGAUGAACCCCGAGGAAUACAUCUAUGGCGCUCUCACCAUCUACACAGACAUCGUCUACAUCUUCACCUUCAUCCUGCAGAUCGUGGGCCGUGAUUAG